Messenger RNA from Castor canadensis (American beaver), 939 nucleotides. Its product is annotated as olfactory receptor 5T9-like. Gene Ontology annotation, biological process: G protein-coupled receptor signaling pathway. NCBI's taxonomy places the organism in Eukaryota, Metazoa, Chordata, Mammalia, Rodentia, Castoridae. Gene Ontology annotation, molecular function: G protein-coupled receptor activity; olfactory receptor activity. Gene Ontology annotation, cellular component: membrane. The record is from RefSeq and is a predicted model, not a curated record.
AAAAUGACAAAUAUCACUGCAGUUACCAUAUUUAUACUCAGGGGCUUUACAGAUAACAAUCAGCUGCAGAUUAUUCUUUUCUUCCUUUUUCUAGCAAUUUACCUUUUUACUGUCAUGGGAAAUUUAGGACUGAUUAUAUCAGUCAUUAGGGACUCCAGGCUUCACAACCCUAUGUACUAUUUCCUGAGUGUUUUAUCAUUCUUGGAUUCUUGCUUUUCUACAGUUAUUACCCCCAAAAUGCUGAUAGAUUUUAUGUCAAAGAAGAAAGCCAUUUCAUUCCUUGGAUGUGCAGUACAGAUGUCUCUUGCUGUGGCUUUUGGGACCACAGAGUGCUUUCUGUUGGCUGCAAUGGCUUAUGACCACUAUGUAGCCAUCUACAAUCCUCUUCUCUAUUCAGUGAGCAUGUCACCCAGAGUGUAUAUGACACUCAUCAUUGCUUCCUUCAUUGGCGGGACUCUGAAUGCCACUGUACACACAGUGGCCACUUCUAACCUCUCCUUCUGUGAAUCCAAUGAAAUCACACAUUUCUUUUGUGAUAUUCCUCCUCUCCUUGCUAUUUCUUGUUCUGACACUCAUGUAAAUCAGAUUCUACUAUUCAUCUUUGUGAGCUCUAUUGAGAUUGUCACUAUCCUAAUUGUCCUCAUCUCCUAUGGCUUCAUCCUGUUGGCCAUUCUGAGGAUCCAUUCAGCUGAAGGAAGGCAAAAAGUUUUCUCUACAUGUGGCUCUCACUUAACAGGAGUGUCAAUUUAUCAUGGGACAAUCCUCUUCAUGUACCUGAGACCAAGCACUACCUAUGCUUUGGAGCAUGAUAUGAUAGUGUCAACAUUUUAUACCAUUGUGGUUCCCAUGCUGAAUCCCAUUAUCUACAGCUUGAGAAACAAAGAUGUAAGAGAGGCAAUGAAAAAAUUAUUUAGGAACAAUGAUAUAUGGAUAGAGUGA